AAGCUUAAGUUAAUAAGUACUACCAGAUAUAUUCCACUAAUGGUAGUACAAAAACACAGAGCAGGUUUUGAUCAGAGUGGUUAGAGAUGGUUGGAACUAAUCACAGGCCGAAAUUUGUUGUGUUCGGAUCAUCCAUUGUUCAGUAUGCUUUUCACAAUAAUGGCUGGGUUUCUAUUUUAGCUGAUCUCUAUUCUCGUAAAGCAGAUAUAGUGCUGCGAGGAUAUGCAGGUUGGAAUUCAAGGCGAGCCCUUGAAGUUCUUGAUCAAGUUUUUCCAAAGACUGCAGAUGUACAGCCCGAUCUCGUGAUAGUAUAUUUUGGGGGUAAUGACUCAACGAGACCACAUCCUUCUGGCCUGGGUCCUCAUGUACCUAUUCCUGAAUACAUUGAAAACUUGAAAAAAAUUGCGCUCCAUGUCAAGAGUUUGUCGCAGAAGACACGAGUAAUCUUCCUUAGUUCUCCUCCUAUGGAUGAGGCUCUAUUCUGCAAAUUGCUCUGUGUUGGAUUAGACAAGCUGCCGCGAACAAAUGAGCUGGCCCGAGUAUAUGCUGAAGCUUGUGUAGAGAUGUGCAAGGAGUUGAACAUUAAAGUUAUUGAUCUUUGGAGUGUGCUACAGAAACAAGAUGAUUGGUCUGCUUGCUUCACGGACGGGAUACAUUUAUCACCCGAGGGGAGUAAGAUUGUGGCGAAUGAGAUACUUGCAGUUCUUGAAGAGACAGACUGGGAACCAAAUCUGCACUGGAAGUCUUUGCCUAGUGAAUUUUCUGAGGAUUCGCCAUAUGAUAUUCUAGCUUUUGAUGGUAAGACCACCGUAAAUUUAUGUGAUUCGGACUUCUACCGGAGAAACGAAGGGAAACCAAGCAAACCAGAAACUUAAUGAUUUGAUUAUGUUGUGCAACUGUUGAAGAAAUAGUAUGGCAUUAGAGCCAAGGAGGUCAAAGGAGCCAUCGUCCCGGUCCUUCUAUCUGUUAGAGUGAUUACAGUGAUUUGUAAUAAGGUUAAUUAGUUACCGAGGUGAGGUUAAUGUAGAAAUUGGUUACUGAAGUGAAAACGGUAUCAAGAUGGUCCCUAAAAUCAUCAUAAAUAUCAAACAAGUACCUCAAAAUAUGAGUUUAACCAGUAAAAAUAUUAUUUAUAGAGUUUUACACAUUA
Molecule: messenger RNA, 1150 nt
Organism: Daucus carota subsp. sativus
Lineage: Eukaryota; Viridiplantae; Streptophyta; Magnoliopsida; Apiales; Apiaceae
Product: GDSL esterase/lipase WDL1
Exons: 6
Coding region: 87-875 (262 amino acids)
Source: RefSeq, a predicted model, not a curated record